UUUCAUAGGGAGCUGGGGUAAACGGAAGUAGAGACGAGCUACGAGUUGACCUAAACAUGGCGCCCUUGAUGGAUUACAAAAUUAGCGACGCUAUGUUAUAUUUUUUUACUUUGCGAUCAAAAUCGAAGUUUUUAACAUGUGCACUGAUGUUGACCUUUUAUUUGACGUCGCAGGCAGCCUUGGCCAAACCAAGUAGCCUCAAAGAAAUCACAGACGGAAAUUGGGAAGACAUCUUGGCUGGAGAAUGGAUGAUUGAAUUUUUUGCCCCCUGGUGUCCAGCGUGCCAGCAGCUUCAGCCUGUGUGGAAUGAAUUUGCAGACUGGGGGGAAGAUAUGGGGGUCAACAUAGCGAAGGUGGAUGUUACUGAACAACCGGGUCUGAGUGGGCGGUUCAUCAUCACUUCCCUUCCAACGAUCUACCACUGUAAGGAUGGUGUGUUCCGGAGGUACCAGGGGGCUCGCACCAAGGAUGACUUCCUAAGCUUCGUUGAUGAGAAGAAGUGGCAGGGAAUUGAGCCGGUGUCUUCCUGGUUUGGGCCAUCUUCUUUCAUGAUGAAUACAAUGUCGGCUCUCUUCAAGCUGUCGAUGUUCAUCAGGCGUUGCCAUAACUACCUGACAGAGCAGUUGGGGGUUCCGGUGUGGGGCUCGUAUGUCAUCUUUGGACUGGCAACGCUGGUUUCCGGCCUGGCCCUGGGAUUGAUCCUGGUGUUCAUAGCCGAUUUUGUUUUCCCUUCACGGCGGCUUAACUCCCCCCACUACUACAAGAAGAAACAGGCGAUGGAACAAGCCAGGCUCAUUCAAGAGCUCGAGGAAGAGCUGGAGGCAGACGGAGAGGAGGAUGACGAGGACGAAGAUGGAGAACAGGUGCCUUCCUGGAGGAGGGGGAGAGUGUCCCCUGAGGGCCACCCUGAGGUCAGGGGGCCGGGUUACCCAGAGGAAGCCCUGCGAAAGAGGGUGCUGGGCAACCGUGAAGGCCAUGAGGAGGACGAGGACUCCUAAAGGCUGGGAGGUGAACUGCAGUUGGCCCAUGGGAGACGCAGCCAGAACAUGGAAGGUGUAUUUAUAAAGCACUUCAGAAUAGGAGCACUGAUCUAGAAUCAGUUUUGCCUUAAAUGUAAUGAUUACAAGUAUGUGGACAGGGAGAACUGAUCCUAGAUCAGCACUCCUACUCUGAUUGCUUCAUGAAUAUGGGACCUGCUCCUGAGCAGCGCUAGAGUUUAUUGCAGAUUGCUUACAGAGCCCUGGUAAUGUCCCGGUAAUGCCUUGCUUCCUUUAUUCUCCCUCUGCUGCACCGGGAUCGCUCUGGAAACAGUUGUCCGCACUGCUCUCACAACAACAGCACCCGCUCCUGGACUGGAGGUGCUAAUGCUACUGUACACUCCCAACAGCAGGGUCCUGUUCAUUGGGUUUCAAUAGAAGAGGUGCUGAAACAAUGAGGAUUUAUCUGGUUUAAUACAAAAAGCAAAUUCUCUGUUUUCUGUUGCAAAAUGUUUUAAAGACAUUUUCCAUUGUGUGCCCCAAUGAACAGGAGCCUCUUUUGUUUUUAAGCUGAUCAAUUGGCUGAGGUUUAAGUGUGGAGGGCCAGUUUGUUUUGCUUUACAGUGUAUGCAUUUCUGGUUUGAUUGCAUUUCUUCUUGAACCUUACUCCCUGUUUAGCAGACCAUAAGAUGGCUUGUGUUUUUGAGCAUUGUAUUAUAUUUGCCAUCUAAUAUAUAUAUAUAUAAUUUCCUCCUUUUCACUUUUUUUGUACCUCAAAUCCUAUUCUUUUCAUCAGUCUUCCUUGACAGGCCGUGCAUCCACCCAAAGUGAUUUAUUUCUUGGUUAAUUAAUGAGGUGUGACAGUUGAGAAUGAAUUGUCUUACCUAUUUAAAUAAAUACUCUAGUUUGUGGAUGCACAAUACACGGCACUCCAUAGUGCUUUGAAAAUAUGAAUCAGUCAUUUUACAACCUAAUGAUGUGCAGUGCUGUUGACAUGCUUUUAUACAGGAUCCUAUGAUCAACGUUCUUCAGUACACAGACCCUUGUGUUUUUCAUUUGAUCUCUAACAGAAUUCACACCAAGAUGUCUAUUUUUGCAGUGCAUUUGUCGCCCUAUAUGAUCCUUCUACAAGACUACAGUUUAUCUGUUGGUCGGGAACAGUUCAACUGUUGCUUGCCUGGUGUUUGUGUGUUUAAAGGGUUGUGGUGAUAACCCUUCCUGGUGACUGUUGUUCAAUAUGGAUUUUUAGAUGUAACUAGUUGGAGUUGUGAGCGUUAGGCCUAACGGGUGUGGCCACAGCCCCGAUUGGGUGCACUGAUGUUGUGCUGUAAAAUGUAAAUGACCUUGUUUUGUCAAUCUCCACUGUAAAGUUGAUGUCCAUCCCUUAGCAAAGCUGGUAGUGGAAGGUACCUAGGUUGUAUUGUGUUGCGUUUACAUGUGUGUGUGAUGGUCUUCCCUUUGAAUAAUAAUUAAUUAUGAAUUGGUCAUUUGAUGUCUUGCCAGUCAGCCAUCAGACAAACCACGCUGUGGAUACUACCUUUUAUACAAUAGCCAGGCCAAAGCUCUGUGUUCUACUGCCUCCUCUUAGGAUUGUUCUGGUUCAUCUAUUUUUAAUUAACUGUGGCAACAAAUGGCCCAUUCUAGUUCCCCUGUUUUUAGUCUUUUAAAUAUGUUUUUUCAGGUAUUUGAACCCACUGAUUUCUCUUGGCCCACUCCCCUCUGUUUAUUUUUUUGCUGUUAGACCCGUUCCUUGAACCCACAGACUUUCCUUGGCCAUUCCCCUCUAUUUAAGGCAGUAUAGCACUAAUGGUUAAAACCAGUUCACAUAUUCAUGAAACGUCUCUGAAUAGAAGCCCGGAUCUGAAUGCCUUUUAAAUCAUACAAAUUGAUACAAUAACAUGCUGAUACGUUUGUGAGUUUUAAGUUAGACCUAUGGUUAUGCAUUUUCAAAAUGGGCAGUAGAACAACUAACAACUGCUGUUCAAACCUUUAAAGGCAUUGUGAAGUUUUUGUGCUCAUAGAAAGAAGUUCAAUUUUAAUUUGGAUCAUCUAACCAACCAUCUGCAUUUUACAGAUAAUGUUUAUUUAGGUAAAUAGGUAUUCACACAAAGCAAAUACCUCUGUUUUUGUUUCGUCUAACAAAAAGGUUUUGGUUAAGUAGCCUUGUGGUUAACCGUUCACCAACUGACUGCUGGUUCAAAUCUGAGAGCCAUGAGGCGAUCUGAGCUGUUGAAUAAGGCAGUUAGCCCAAAUUUGCUCCGGUGUCGUCUUCAGUAAUCCUUGACCAUAAACCCGCUCUCCGAAGAUGAAUCAGGGAGUUUGGAUAUGCAAAAGACAUGCAUUUCACAUGAACAUACUUGUUUGGGGAAACAAGUUAAAGACACACUCUAUUUGCUCAUCUGUGUUAAUGCCAUGUUUAGUGAUUAUUAACUGGUUGCUUUGUAUCCUAGUUGCGGGUUGGUUGACAGCUGUGGUAUAUCACCUGUACACCACAGGUGUGAUGUCACUUAACUGUUCUAGUGGCUUUGGUAACCAGUUAAUAAUUGCAAUUAGACGUCUCAGGGGUUUGUGGUUUAUUGGCAGUAUACCAAUGCUAAGUGCUGUGUCUAGGCACUCCGCAAUGUGUCGUGCCUACAAAAAAGGUUUUAGCUGUGGUGAAUUGGCCAUAUACCAAACCCUCUUCUAUUAUUGCUUAAUUAAAUAACGCUGUUGUCCCUAUUCAUGACUUAGUCUCUUUCACAUUGUAGGCUUUUUUCUUUAAGCUAUUUCUUUACAUCAACAGACAAACAAACCUAAAUAGUGGAAGCGUUUUUUUUUUGACUGGUUUGAAAUCUAUAACUCAUGCAUCCUUCAGGUGAAGUUACCUCAGACAAAACUCUAUGUUGCUAAUGGUGAAUUAUUCCCUACAUAGUGCUUAAGGUUUGACCAGGACCCUGCCAGGUAGUGCCCUGUAUAGGUCUACUUGGGUCUGCCUGUAUAGGGGACUACUGGUGACUCCAUGUAAUGGUAUGUAGGACACUGAGACAGAUACUAUGACCUGUGUAAACAAGAUCUCUUUAAAUAAAGAAGCAACUCAUGUUUGAAUGCA
Esox lucius (northern pike) is the source of this 4065-nucleotide messenger RNA. RefSeq names its product thioredoxin-related transmembrane protein 1 (gene tmx1). The transcript is spliced from 8 exons. The coding region runs from base 57 to 998 and encodes 313 amino acids. The record is from RefSeq and is a predicted model, not a curated record. NCBI's taxonomy places the organism in Eukaryota, Metazoa, Chordata, Actinopteri, Esociformes, Esocidae.